CCGAAAUGGCAGACACGGCCUUGGACUUGUCAUCUAAGCCUGGGGUUGAUCUAGACAGAACCUCCAAAUUCAUCAGCAGAACUUCCACUCAUUCUAACUCUGGGGGAUCAGGACGUAACUCCCCCGCAUCUUCAGUUCACUCGGACGGAAACGAAAGUGACAGUUCAAUAAAGAACAGUGUAUUCGGACAUGAUACAAGAGGCAGCAAUCCCCCGGUAAACUCACUCGGUGAAAAUUCAAACAGUACCUCUAUUAAAAGUGAGGAAGACGCUGGUACUCCGGACAAACUAAGUUCAUCUACUGUGUCGAGACCAUUUAAAAUGUACCCCAUGGAUCCCUUUUCAAUAUACAGCAUGGCGACUCCUACGCCUUCAUCGCCUCUCUCUCCUACGGUGACCUCCCCUGCAGCGCUAGGAGUUCCCCCUUCAGUGUACGAGAAUCCCGCAGGGUUCCCGGGUUUCCCGUUAGCUCCGUUGACUUCUCAUUUACUGCAACGAAAACGACGGUCUGAAUCUCGGCCGGAUGUGAUGGACCCAAAAAAGACAAAACCCGUCCCGGAGGAAAGAAAAGAUGAUGCUUAUUGGGAACGAAGAAGAAAAAAUAAUGAAGCUGCUAAACGCUCCAGGGACGCCAGGCGCCACAAGGAGGAAGAAAUCGCUAUGAGAGCGGCUUUUCUCGAACAAGAAAACCUCAAACUACGUGCUCAGGUGGCCAUUCUCAAAAACGAAACUGCAAAAUUACAUUACAUGCUCUAUAACCGAUUAUGAGAUUUUCUUGUUGUUGAUCUAUAACUUUACAAUUAUAUCAUAUAUUAUUUGUGGCAUUGAAGGUGCAAAAGAAAGACGAAAGUGCUAAAUUUUAU
This is a messenger RNA of Saccostrea echinata, 862 nucleotides long. RefSeq names its product transcription factor ces-2-like. Gene Ontology annotation, cellular component: nucleus. The coding region runs from base 6 to 767 and encodes 253 amino acids. The transcript has a single exon. Lineage: Eukaryota; Metazoa; Mollusca; Bivalvia; Ostreida; Ostreidae. Gene Ontology annotation, molecular function: RNA polymerase II cis-regulatory region sequence-specific DNA binding; DNA-binding transcription factor activity, RNA polymerase II-specific. The record is from RefSeq and is a predicted model, not a curated record. Gene Ontology annotation, biological process: regulation of transcription by RNA polymerase II.